Molecule: messenger RNA, 645 nt
Organism: Seminavis robusta
Lineage: Eukaryota; Bacillariophyta; Bacillariophyceae; Naviculales; Naviculaceae
Source: the annotation of a GenBank genome assembly
AUGGUGGAAGAAACCAUCAAUGUCGUCCGAGAAGGCAACUUUAGUGGGGGGUACAAUUUGAAAAAUGGGUGGGGUGAUGCGGGGUAUGGGGGGUUCGUUGGAGCUAUGGCGAUGCAGGGAUUGCUAGCCUACUAUUACGACAUUGUGAAGCCCAACGUGGCUGUGGAACUCAAUCAGUGCAGGUUCAAUCAUAUGGGGAUGGAUGUACGAUAUCGACACCCGCCAAACUUUAUUUCAAGAAAGAAACGAAAGAUUGGGAGAUGCCGCAACAACAGAGAGUUCUGCGAAGACUGCAUGAUAACCAAUGUAAGCUCGAUCUACAAUGUUCAUUUUACACAAUGCAGAAAACCGUGGAAUUGCAUUGGAGUUGGCCAUGGCGGCGGUCGUAUCCCGGGGCAAAAGCCUGCUAGUGCUAUAGAUACUAAUGCUGGGAACUUUGACCAUUGCAUGGAGCUUGUCACACGAUGGCACCUUAUUCGUGCGGACCUUGAACGCGAGAUUGAAAUCUUUACAGGAGACUCUUCGGUCUACGGUGGGGCAAUGGGGCAGCACAAGAAGCAUAUCUUUCAAGGGCACUGCACUGGAGAGGGCGGGGGCAACUAUACUCGAAUCCACGGCAUCCCAGGUGAAGAGUUGUAUAUUUAG